This is a messenger RNA of Talaromyces amestolkiae, 657 nucleotides long. RefSeq lists its product as uncharacterized. NCBI's taxonomy places the organism in Eukaryota, Fungi, Ascomycota, Eurotiomycetes, Eurotiales, Trichocomaceae. The coding region runs from base 1 to 657 and encodes 218 amino acids. The record is from RefSeq and is a predicted model, not a curated record. The transcript is spliced from 2 exons.
AUGGACCGCGGAUUGAACGAACUCCUCAAAUGGAGUGUCGAAAACUCAGAAGCCUCAAGACAAUCAAUAGCAAACAUCAACGAUGACCCGAAUAAUCCGAAUCCAAUACCCCCUCCUACACUUAACGGCCUCAAUGAAGCAGCCCUGAGGGCCUUAAUGGGUGGUCCGUCAGAUGCCGACCUUAUGAAAGAAUCCAUGGCAGCUUUACUCUCCGACGAAGUUGAUUUGGAGAACAAGAUAGUCGCAUUCGAUAAUUUUGAGCAAUUGGUUGAGAACAUUGAUAAUGCGAACAAUAUGGAACCACUGGGUUUAUGGACGCCUCUUGUGGGAUUGCUUCAACACAAGGAAGCUGACAUGAGGCGCAUGGCUGCCUGGUGUAUAGGCACCGCAGUCCAGAAUAAUGAGAAGGGUCAGGAUAAAUUACUCGUCCUCAAUGUCCUACCCACCUUGGUGUCGCUUGCCACGACCGAUCCAGACUCGAAAGUCCGCCGAAAAUCCGUAUAUGCACUUUCAUCUGCUGUUCGCAACUUCCAGCCCAACAUGGAUGAAGUCUUUUCACAUCUACCCGCCGACUACAAGACAUCAGAUCAUGUAGACGCUGGUGAUAUGGAGGCUAUCGACACCAUCUUAAACAAGCUCCGAGAAGCUCCAAUCUGA